CCUAGAUACUGACAGCUGCGUCUAGAAAUGGCACGUCUUUUGGAGAAAAAAGCGAUUUGAUUGUGAAGGACAACUGGCCACCCGACUGACCCAGAUGAGUAAGGACUCCAAGACUAUUCAUUUUGUGGAAUUGGAUUAUGGAAUCUGAUGGUGGAUAUUUGGAUGCGAUCACACGCCCAUGCGACAAUGUCAAUGGAUGUUGUGAUGCACGGUGUCCAGGCUUUUUUCCCGAGGCCUGGAUUCAGCUGAUGGGCCCUGCAUGGAUUUUGUGCGUGAGUUGACAGAGGGCAGGCCCACAGCGCUGACCAGCAGCCGAGCAGCCAUGGACCCAUAUGCCAGAGCGAGCAGCACAGCAGCCCCCCUGCCCUGCACCAGCUGUGGGGGCUGCUGCGACCCUCCUCCCCCUGGCCUCAUGCUCGUUGGUCCCCUUGGCCCCCCUUAUGGCCCCCCUCUUUCCUCCAUGCCCCCACAUAUGACCCCUGCUCCCCCGGUGUGUUCUGCUACAGCUGUCCAGGCUGAGAAUGGCAGCAGCUGGAACUCCUCCUCUGGUUCUCCAGACUCCCACCCUGGCAGCUCUACCACCUCCAACCCCUACUGGAUGGCCGUGUUUGACUACGAGGCCACGGCAGACGAGGAGCUGACCCUGCGGCGCGGGGACCUCCUGGAGGUCCUCUCCAAGGACUCCAAAGUGUCCGGGGACGAGGGCUGGUGGACGGGCAAGAUCCAGGACAAGGUGGGUAUCUUCCCAUGCAACUACGUUACUCGGAGGGACGCCGGCAGCUACCAGCAGCUAGCCCCAGGAGGGCUGGUGGCGGGUGGGGUGCCUGAGGGGUGCCCCCUGGAGAUCGACUUCACGGAGCUGGUGCUGGAGGAGGUGAUUGGGGCAGGGGGGUUUGGGAAGGUGUAUAGAGGGAUGUGGCAAGGGGAGGAGGUGGCAGUUAAAGCUGCCAGGCAGGACCCUGACGAGGACAUUAGCGCCACAGCUGAAAGCGUACGACAAGAGGCUAGGCUUUUCUGGAUGCUCAGACACCCCAACAUCAUCAACCUGAUAGGGGUGUGCCUGCGAGAGCCCAACCUCUGCCUGGUGAUGGAGUACGCCCGCGGGGGGGCCCUGAACAGAGCCCUAGCUGGGAAGAAGGUACCCCCCAGGGUGCUGGUGAACUGGGCCGUGCAGAUCGCCACGGGGAUGGACUACCUGCACAAUCAGACCUUUGUACCGGUUAUACACAGAGACCUCAAGUCUAGCAACAUCCUGAUCCUGGAGCCCAUUGAGAGGGAGGAUCUGGGUGGCAGGACCCUGAAGAUCACAGAUUUUGGCCUGGCACGGGAGUGGCACCAGACCACCAAGAUGAGCGCGGCGGGCACCUACGCCUGGAUGGCCCCCGAGGUCAUCAAACUCUCCCUGUUCUCCAAGAGCAGUGACGUCUGGAGUUUCGGGGUGUUGCUAUGGGAGCUGCUAACAGGAGAGGUUCCGUACCGUGAGAUAGAUGCGCUGGCCGUGGCGUACGGAGUGGCCAUGAACAAACUGACCCUGCCCGUCCCGUCCACCUGUCCCGAGCCCUUCGCACUCCUGCUGGCAGAGUCCUGGAGCCCUAACCCCCACAGUCGCCCGUCCUUCACUAAUAUCCUGAUGCGACUGCUGGCCAUCGAACAGUCGGCCAUGUUUCAGAUGCCCCUGGAGUCCUUCCACUCUCUGCAGGAGGACUGGAGGCUGGAGAUCCAGCAGAUGUUUGACGAGCUCAGGGCCAAGGAGAAGGAGUUGCGUUCCUGGGAGGAGGCGUUGACUCGUGCGGCUGAGGAGCAGAGGGAGCAGGAGGAGCAGCUGAAGAGGAGAGAGCAGGAGCUGGCUGAGAGAGAGAUCGAUAUCGUAGAGCGUGAACUCAACAUCAUCAUCCACCAGAUGUACCAGGAGAAGCCCAGGGUCAAGAAGCGCAAGGGCCACUUCAAAAAGAGCAGACUACUCAAACUGGGCCGAGACAGCAACAGCAUCAGUCUGCCCUCUGGUUUUGAGCAUAAGAUCACAGUGCAGGCGUCUCCGAGCGUGGAUAAGAGGAAACCCCAGGGCAAUGAGAGCACCACACCUCCAGCCAGCCCAGGGGUCAUACCCCGCCUCAGGGCCAUACGACUGACGCCCAGCGAUGGCAGUAAGACAUGGGGCCGCAGUGCCGUGUGUAAGAAGGAGGACCUGGCAGCUAGCAAAAAGAAGGGACGCACCUGGGGCCCCAGCUCCACCCUCCAGAAAGAGAGACUGGGCGGAGAGGACAGGUUGAAGUCGCUAGGCGACGGAUGCAAGGUGUGGUCCUCUAGUGCCCCGAAUCUGGGCAAGUCUCCAAAACACGCCCCCAUGACCGCCGGCUUCUCCAGCCUCAAUGAAAUGGAGGAGCACUGUGAGUUGGAGGAGUCGCCCGGGUCUUUGAUGCCCCCAGAGACCAGCAGUAACGGGUCUGUGGAGGAGAGAGGUCCCUCGUGUGGCGGGCUGGGGACUACUGGGCUAGGGAGUGGGCUGGGUUACCAGGACUCUCUGCGGCGCUGCGGCCAGAGGAAGAAGAGCGACCUGCUGCUACUGGGCUGUGCCUCCCUACUGGCCUCUGUAGGUUUGGGGCUGGACCUGCUACAGCUGGGGAGACUACAGGUACAACAGGACGAGCAGGACCUUAGAGAGGAGCAGCGCAAGAAAAAGGACAGCAUUUUCCAGCGAACGGGUCGCUUCCGCCGCAGCACCUCUCCUCCGAGCCGCGCCCUGUCCCUCUCUCUGUCCCGCCACCGCGACUCUACUCUCCCCUGCACGGACCCCUCUCCCUCCGUCACCCUCCUCUCCCUCUCCUCCCUCUCAGACUGCAACUCCACCAAAUCCCUCCUUCCCUCGGACCUUGAGGACUUGGCGUUGACCCCCGGAGUGGGCUUCUCCCUCCCCGCGGUGCCCCCCGUCCCCUCCGUUAACCCUCUCCUGGAUCUGAAGGCAGAGAGCUUCAAGAGGGAGCCCAAUCAGUCCCUCACACCCACCCAUGUGUCUGCAACCAUGAACAGGGGGCACAGACGCACCCCCUCUGAUGGGGCGAUACGCCCCCGCGCACAAACCCUAGGGCACCGCAGGACCCCCUCGGAUGGCAGCAUGCCCAUGCCGCCCCCACCAGGGCCCCGCAUCCUCCCCCUACAUGCAGGUUACAAGGAGACCCUGGACAUCCCCCGACUCCCUGACCCUUCCAGCCUCUUCCCAAGGGUCCUCCGCCGCAAGGCCCCUGCUCCGCCUGUCCCCGUCCCGGUCCUGGAGCCCCUGACCAUCAUCAGUCCCUUGGAGAGGCCCAAGACCUUGGAGUUCGCACCCCGGCCUCGGCCCACACCAGCCAGGGUGCGACCGGACCCAUGGAAGCUGGGCUCCCUGUCCAGAACCCUGAGCUCGUCCCCGGGCAGCAGCUGUGACAGUCCCCUGGGCUCUGGGGACAGCAGUGCCAGCACCGGCACUGCCAGGCCUAACCUCAUGGACAUGGACGUGGAUGGACAGGAUCUGGACGGCACCGUGCCCCUGUGUGAACAGCACCAGGCUGCACAGCUCUGUGGACAGAACUACGGCUAGGCCACACAUUACUGUAUAUGGGCAACACUGCUCCUAGUGCACACUUCAAAGACUCCUAGUGUGCACACUUUAUUCCUGGUACCCAAUCCCUUUGCGAACAGUACUUCUCCUAGUGUCCACUCUGAAGCCCACUUUUGCGGGAUGUACCUCUCUCCUGGUGGUCACUCCUAAGCCUUGUGCCCCCUAGUCUCCUAGUGCUCCUAGUACACACCCAGCAUCUGGGACAGCACAUGUCUUAGUGUCCCUUCCAAAGCCGCCCAGUGUGGGACAACAUUCCUCUAAGUGACCACUUCGCAGCCCCUAGAGUCCAAACCUUUAGUGCCCUAGUGACCAGUGUGCCCUGCUAACCUUCCGCAUAUUACCUGUCCGCUAAAAGGAAGAAACGUGUAAGCCAUUCCACUUCCAGACAGACACUUCUAAGUGCUCAUCCCGAUUUACAUGUGCUGCAGUAGUACUCGUUCUGCUCAACCACCCCGUUGACUCGCUGCCUCUCUCUACGCAGGUGUCGUGUCUGUCUCUGCUCGCUCCUUCCCCAAAGACUAGGGCUGAAGCUUUGCCAGCCGUAGACACAUUCACAUCGCAACAGGGUUGGAAUCUCUUGGGAGUGCCCUUGAAGUGUCCAUGUUAAUAGUUGUUUUGUGGGGGUGCCCUGAUUUGUUAUGAGAGCACCUCUGGGUGUCCCCUCAUGUGGGCCCUGCUGCCCCUCCUUCAUAUUUACAUGUAGUCGUGGUAGGUAGACGCUCAAAUCCUGAGGGACUUCCAAAUCAGUGCGUAAGUUGCCCUCUUAUUGUGCAUCACCUUCUAUAGAGCUCAUGUCCACCUCCCUCACCUCCACAUAGCAUCUUCCUGUAUAGGGAUGGUCUCUGUCCUCCCCCUCUCCCAAAGACUGCAACAGGAACAGGGAAGCCAUUUUAAGCUCCACAGCACAAUUGACAGGACUUUAUUUUCUCAGCUCUGUACAGCAAAUUCAUUUUAUUUUUCUCAAUGCUUGAACCAUUCCAGCCAUAACCUUUUUAGCACAGCAUUUUCUAUUGGUUUGGCGAAUUGUGUGUCUGUAUGGGUGUACACUGUGUGUCUGUGUGGGUGUACACUGUGUGUCUGUAUGGGUGUACACUGUGUGUCUGUGUGGGUGUACACUGUGUGUCUGUGUGGGUGCGCACGUGCGCAUGUGUGCUUGGGUUUUGUUACCGCAUGUUAUUUUAGUGUGAAGGAUGUACUGUAGAACUAGCCAAUCUGUUGUGAGGGAGCCGAAACAGGAUGCUUUUCUCCCUCAUUCUGAACCUUAUGUCCUCAUAGGGUUGCAGAAUGUCCAAUAUUUUUUCCAAAAUUCCCUGGUUUACCAGAAAUCCUGGUUGAAAGAUUCCUGGAAUAAGCAGGAAAUACGGGAAUUGUUGGACCAGUAUUUCUGGAAAUCCAAGGAAUUUAGGGAAAGUGUGAAACUCAUAAGCUGGGGUUUCUCAGCAAACGUCCUCUGAGAGCAGAGGAGGACCAUGGGAAAUUAGGGUUAAUCCACUUGCAAUAAAUGGUUAAUGAAUACUACCUGUUUUCUACAAAAAAACAAAUUCCCACAUUCCGUACCCCUGACUUCCUUUUCCUCACCUACUGGAUAGUGAUAUAGCAUCAUUGAAGGGAAAAUAGGGACCAAUCUUUGGUUAAAGAGCCAUGAUAUUGACAUUGACAUGUCCGUGUCACAAGAGUACAGACUGUGAAGGACUUGACACAAGGUGCUUGGGAUGUGGACGGCGAAUCGAGAGAACUCUGUAUUCUCUUGCAGGCCCAUGAGUGCACCAUACUGUGUGGUUCCUGAAAGAAGAUGAAGAAUGACACUUUUUAAUGGCACAGUUGGUCAAGGCUACAUACAAGUAUUUACUUGACUAUGUGUAUGGGAGUGUGUGUAUGGGUGAGUGUGUGUGUGUGUGUGUGUGUGUGUGUGUGUGUGUGUGUGUGUGUGUGUGUGUGUGUGUGUGUGUGUGUGUGUGUGUGUGUGUGUGUGUGUGUGUGUGUGUGUGUGUGUGUGUGUGUGUGUGUGUGUGUGUAUUUAGUGAGUGUUAUUAUUUGUAUGGGAUGAUGUCAAUCCCAUAGGUAGAGGGGUGAGAAAAACUCAUCCUUAUUCUCCUUGUGUGGUUAAGAACGCUCAGAGUAUUUAUUAAAAUGAUUAUUAUAAUUGAAAUAAUGAUUCAUUCUUGUUAUUAUGAUUCUCUUUCCCGGAAUAUCUGUAUAUAUAUAUACAUAUAUAUUUGGUAAUAUAACACAGACCGACCAAGGAAAACCAAGAAAACUACAGACUGACGUUCAUGUACAGUAUGGAUGGGAGAUUGUCUACGACCUGUCUCAAUCUGUGACGUUCUGGGAUACAUGACGAAAGAGUGAUGUGUUGUUGACUGUUGAGCUGCGAUGAGUGAUUGAAUGAAUGACGUAAUAAAAGAGGAAGAGAGGUG
Molecule: messenger RNA, 6012 nt
Organism: Salvelinus namaycush (lake trout)
Lineage: Eukaryota; Metazoa; Chordata; Actinopteri; Salmoniformes; Salmonidae
Product: mitogen-activated protein kinase kinase kinase 10-like
Exons: 12
Coding region: 260-3574 (1104 amino acids)
Biological process (GO): protein phosphorylation; positive regulation of apoptotic process
Molecular function (GO): JUN kinase kinase kinase activity; ATP binding; protein binding
Source: RefSeq, a predicted model, not a curated record